AUGUUUGCAUAUAAGGAGAAGAUGCCCGAAGGCAUGUCUGAAGCAGAAUUAAACAGAGCAGGUGUAAUUAGAUGCGGAAGCGGUGAUGAAUUAUAUGGAGACAAUUCUGGGACUAGUUUAUCAAUUGUUGGGGCAGAUUUCUGUGUAGUUGCCUCAGACACAAGGCACUCUGCAAUGUACAAUAUUAACACGCGGCAAGCAACAAAGUCAUUUUGCCUGGACGGCCGGUUCAUUCUGAGUACAACCGGGUUCUAUGCAGAUUCCAGAUACAUUUUCAGUAAAUUGGCAUACGAGAUAGAUAAAUAUCAGUUCAAAUACAACAAAAAGAUGGCCAUAGAACAAGCCGCAGCACUUUUGCAUGUUCUCUUAUACACGCACAGAUUCUUCCCGAAGUUCACGUAUUGCUGCUUGGUUGGGUUUAAUGAAAAUAAUGAGCCAAAGAUAUUUUCGUAUGAUCCAGUGGGCUCGUACCAAGAGACACCCUGCAGGUGCAAUGGGUCUGGUACUGCCUUGCUACAGCCAAUGCUUGAUUCUUGGAUCACUCGCAAGAACUGGUACUGCGAGGAGGGAAAGAACUAUGUGUGCACAGAGGAGGAAGUUAUUUCUUUAGUGAAGGAUGUCUUUAAUAGUGUAGCUGAGACAGAUGUGAAAACGGGAGAUGGCCUGGAGGUGUACGUAAUCAAGAAGGACCAAAUAGUAAGAAGUGAAUAUCCACUUAGAUCAGACUAA
This is a messenger RNA of Nematocida ausubeli, 729 nucleotides long. RefSeq lists its product as uncharacterized. Gene Ontology annotation, cellular component: proteasome core complex. NCBI's taxonomy places the organism in Eukaryota, Fungi, Microsporidia. The record is from RefSeq and is a predicted model, not a curated record. Bases 1 to 729 code for a protein of 242 amino acids. The transcript has a single exon.